Cygnus olor (mute swan) is the source of this 986-nucleotide messenger RNA. It is a transcript of the gene ANKRD54, whose product is annotated as ankyrin repeat domain 54. The record is from RefSeq and is a predicted model, not a curated record. The annotation marks the transcript as partial. The transcript is spliced from 8 exons. Gene Ontology annotation, molecular function: protein binding. Lineage: Eukaryota; Metazoa; Chordata; Aves; Anseriformes; Anatidae.
GGCGGCGGCGGCGCGGGGCCGGCAGCGGGGCCAGGCCCGGGACUGGGCCCGGCGGUGGCGGCGGCGGCGGGGGGCGGCGGCGCGCUGGGCUGCCUGCACGUCCUGUGGCAGCGGGACGAGCCCGCCGGCAAGAUCCCGGCCCGCCGCCUGCGCAGGGCCGCCCGCCUCCACCGCCGCCUGGGGCCUACGGGCAAGGAGAGCCACGCGCUGAAGAGGCUGCGCGAAGCCGCCAACGGGAACGAUUUGGAUACAGUGCAGCAACUCCUGGAGGAUGGAGCCGACCCCUGCGCUGCAGACGACAAAGGCCGGACAGCCCUGCACUUCGCCUCCUGCAACGGCAACGACCACAUCGUGCAACUGCUUCUGGACCACGGCGCUGACCCAAACCAGAGGGACGGGCUGGGGAACACUCCCUUGCACCUGGCUGCCUGCACGAACCAUGUUCCUGUCAUCACCACGCUGCUGCGCGGAGGGGCCAGAGUCGACGCCUUGGAUCGAGCUGGCAGAACCCCCCUGCACCUCGCUAAAUCGAAGCUCAACAUCCUGCAGGAAGGGCUCUCCCACAGCCUGGAGGCCGUCCGCCUCGAAGUGAAACAGAUUAUCCAGAUGUUGCGGGAAUACCUGGACCGCCUGGGGAGGCACGAGCAGAAGGAACAGCUGGACGACCUCUGCUCGAAGUUACAGAUGACCAGCACAAAGGAGCAGGUGGAUGAGGUUACAGACCUCCUCGCCAGCUUCACGUCACUCAGCCUGCAGAUGCAGAAGAUGGAGAAGAGGUAACGGGCUUCCGACCCACGUCUCUGACCCAGAAGGAGAAGCCUUAGAGAAGAAGGCGCGCUUCGCAGACUGAUGAAUGAACGUUGCCGCCCCUGGCCGUGCCUGCCAGAUCCGCGCUCUGGCUGGUGCUCAGACUGUCCCCGUGGCUGCCUCAUGGGGAGGCAGCGGGGUUUGGACAGCAGAGUUCUGCGGCUGAGACUUUUGGGGAA